AUGUCACAGAAGUUCUUUUUGAAGCUGGAUAUGUACCUUCAAAUUCAGAGAAGUGCUUUGGAGGAAGUCCGUUUAUGUUUAACCAAGGAUUUCAAGUUCCGAGACUGUGUAACAGGAAGUGAUUGUCCUGAAUAUGUCAGCCUACCGGAAUUCGCUUUCUCAGAUGAUCUAAAUGGCACCAAGAUUGCAGAUCAAUCAUUUACUGGCCAUGAAUCCUUCUGAAUUAUUUGCCUGAUGAUGAAUGAUGUUUAUUUUACAGUCAUAGAAUACCAUUUUUAUUUAUGAAUAAGUCAAGGCAAACAUGAUACCAUUUCAAUUGAAUCUUUAAAACAUUAUGACUUCGACAUUUUAGGGUAUUUAUUUUUAUUAUAGUACCCCCAUUAAUGUACUGAACAGAAAAUUUGAUCGAAAACGAAGAUACAUUGAUUCAAAUAA
This is a messenger RNA of Lactuca virosa, 435 nucleotides long. Lineage: Eukaryota; Viridiplantae; Streptophyta; Magnoliopsida; Asterales; Asteraceae. The record is from the annotation of a GenBank genome assembly.